Messenger RNA from Rhizopus microsporus ATCC 52813, 1640 nucleotides. RefSeq lists its product as uncharacterized. Gene Ontology annotation, molecular function: protein dimerization activity; DNA-binding transcription factor activity. Gene Ontology annotation, cellular component: RNA polymerase II transcription regulator complex. Lineage: Eukaryota; Fungi; Mucoromycota; Mucoromycetes; Mucorales; Rhizopodaceae. The coding region runs from base 379 to 1302 and encodes 307 amino acids. Gene Ontology annotation, biological process: positive regulation of transcription by RNA polymerase II. The record is from RefSeq and is a predicted model, not a curated record. The transcript has a single exon.
UUUCUUUUCUUUUCUUUUUUCGUUUCUCUUUUUUAAAAAUACAUGCCACAAGAAAAUCUCUUCUCUCAGAAUUUUCAACCACCUCAACCUCAACAUAUAUUUGAUCCUAACACAGGGCUUUACCAAGCUGAUAUGCCUUUACAAUUUGCUGCCUCAGUUCCUCACCGUCAGCCACAGCACUCUUCAACGCCACCACAACGACAACAAGGACCUCCUCAUCAACCCUUGGCCUUUCAACAUGCACCAUUUCAAAAUCCAGAGGUUAUGAUGCCGCCCUCUUGUAAAUAAUAGCCAAUACUAAAAAGGGAAAAAAAGACUAAUGACCUUAUAGGUUUAACCAACUAUCCUAGUAGUCCAUUUGAGAGACAGGAACCCUUGAUGCCCACGGGAGGCGGUAGUACAAGCAGACAGGUACAGACUAAGGCCGAAAGAAGAGCUGAGCAUAAUGCCACCGAAAGACUUCGACGAGAAAACUUGAAUGCUAAAUUCCAACAACUGGCACACAUCUUACCUAACCUUCAAAAUGAUACUCGACAUUCUAAAAGUGCAAUCAUUGAUCGAACGUUGGAUUAUGUAAAAGGAUCGAUUCUAAAAGAAGAACGUAUGCAAAACCGAAUAAAGGAACUUGAAAAGAUCAAUAGCUAUUUGUUAUCUCAAUUGGACGAUCGUAGUACAGGGACGAGCUAUAAAAGAAAGAAGUCGACUCAAAUCGAACCUUCUCCGUCACCCGUUCCAGCUUCUUCGCCAAGUCCCAAUUCAGUCAUAUCUGAGGAAUUGAAUCAUAUGGAAGAUCCGAUAGCAGAACAGCCACCGAUAAUUCAUAAACAAGGAUUACAAAACAACAAGACCAGUGGAUUCUUUGGAGAACCCCAUGUUUCGAGUACGGUCACGAAUCACUCAACACCCAACACAACCACAACCGUUCGAGCCCCUAGUAAUGAUAAUAAUAAUAAUAAUAACAGCAACGCUCGUUCUGUAUCACCUUUGUCGGCUACGGUUACCCCGAGAACGGCGUAUCAUGUAAAUAGUAACUGGCCCAAUAAUAAUAAUGGAUUUAUGAACAACCAACAUCCUAUAAAGCAAGAACAGAUGCUAUAUUGUGAUAUCGAACGACUUUGUACAAUGAUGACGACAGAUCCAUUUAUGAGAUAUCGAGAUGAAGAGGAUUCAAAUGGUAAUCAUUCACCACCUAUGAAUACAUUUGUAGAACAACAACAACGCCAAUAUAUCUCUAUGAUCAAUCACUCACAACCCAUCAUGAACCACAAUGAACAUUUAUAUCAUUUAAUGCAGCGACAAUAAGUAUAUUAUGAAUUUUAUUUAUUACAUCGUCCUUCAUUCAUCCAUACCCUACGUUUAUAUGCCCCUCCCCCCUUUUCCUCCUUUUUUUUAUAACUAUAUUCUACAGCAAGCAUAACAUAAAUAACACUAAUGAUUUGUAUGUAUCUUUUCCCUUUCCGUAACCAGAAAAAAAAAAGUUUUUGCCUUGUUUUCUCUUUUACAAUAAAUAAAUAAAAAUCAGAUGAUGAUCAACUAUUACAUAAUAACCAAAAAAAUAACAAAAAGAACAAGAGAAGAAGAGAGAGAGUUUAUUUUUUUAUCCUGACAAAUUAUUCAGUAGUGACUGACAGUGUACAACU